AUUAGCCCAGUUCGGAAAAGAAGUGUAUGACUCAAAUGGGUAAAAAAGCAUUCUCAUCAAACCUUCUUGUCUUCUUCUUCUUUAUCUUUCUUCCUUCGCUUCUUCUGUGUAGUUGUUGUGACCCUGCGUGUAAGGAGAUUAAUAGGAGAGAUAUUAAUGGAGCUGAGACCAAUGGGUUGUUUGUUUUUGGGAGUUCUCUGGUUGAUAAUGGAAACAACAACUUCUUGAAGAACUCCACCUCUAGAGCUGAUUAUCUGCCUUAUGGGAUAGAUUUUCCUCUUGGGCCUACUGGAAGGUUCUCUAAUGGAAAGAAUGUGAUUGAUGAGUUAGGAGAGUUGCUUAAGCUUCCUUCUUUCAUCCCAUCAUUCAAAAACCCCACUUCGAAGGGACAUAAUAUCCUUCAUGGUGUCAACUUUGCCUCUGGUGGUUCUGGUAUACUUGAUGACACUGGUUCCAUUUCAGGCUGUGUGAUCACUUUGAGGAAGCAAAUUAGGAAUUACCAGAAGGUCACAUUGCGACAAUUAGCACAUCAAUUAGGGCGUGGAAGCAAGAACUCACUCAUCUCCUCCGGUAUCCUCUCGAAGUAUUUGUUUGUGAUUGGAACAGGUGGGAAUGACUAUCUAUUGAAUUACUUUCUAAGAAACUCCACUAGUAGUGCCAGUCUUGAAGCUUUCACUGCAAAUCUGAUUAGGGUACUAUCUAUGAAACUCAAGAAAUUGUAUAGUUUGGGAGCUCGGAAAUUCGUGUUGAUAUCGAUAUAUCCGAUCGGAUGCAUUCCUGUAGUUAAGACGAAAUUUCGAAUCCGUCAGGGUUGCAUAUUACCCCUUAAUCAAGCUGCCUCUCUAUUCAAUUCUGAAUUGAAAUCCUUGGUUGAUGUGAUUAAGCCUGACAUGCCAGGUUCUAAUCUAGUUUAUGUUAAUUCUUACAAAAUCAUCGAUGAUAUUAUCGAGGACCCUAACCCUAGAGGUUUUAAAGAUACAAGCAAUGCUUGUUGUGAAGUAAGUGUGAGGAAAGAAGGUGGGAGUGGGGUAUUAUGCAAGAGAGGAGGGAAUACAUGUGGAGAUAGGAAUUCUCAUGUCUUCUUUGAUGGGUUGCAUCCAACUGAAGCUGUAAACAAGUUGAUAGCAAAGAUUGCUUAUGCUUCAAGUUUCACUGUUGAAACUUACCCCAUAAAUGUUAAAGAACUAGCCAAGCUUUAAGUCUUC
Telopea speciosissima is the source of this 1205-nucleotide messenger RNA. RefSeq names its product GDSL esterase/lipase At1g29670-like. Gene Ontology annotation, molecular function: hydrolase activity, acting on ester bonds. The coding region runs from base 27 to 1199 and encodes 390 amino acids. Lineage: Eukaryota; Viridiplantae; Streptophyta; Magnoliopsida; Proteales; Proteaceae. The transcript is spliced from 4 exons. The record is from RefSeq and is a predicted model, not a curated record.